AUGGAUGAUGAGGACGAGAACGGAGUGGAGGAUGAUGAACCUGUACAGAUGGAAGUUGGCGACCCCUUGGUUAGAACUCCCAUACCUUGGUUCAAUGAGAGGAAUCAAUUCUACACCACAGUGACCUUGAAUGAUAGUGUCCUUCAUCUGCGAUGCAAGAAGAAAUGUGGUUGGAUGAUACGGGGUACUAAAUCCAGUGAGCACUCGCGUGGUUUUACCAUAGUCACGUACAAAGGCCCGCACCGGGAAACAUGUGUCACUGAAGUACUAUCUACUGAUCACCCACACUUGGAUUCAUCCAUAAUAGCAGAGUAUGUGAAGUCCUUUGUGCGGAAAGAUCCUUCCUUGAAAGUUGAAUUCAUACUGGAACUAAUCUCCAAGCAAUUUCAUUUCGAUGUCCCGUAUCGGAGAGCGUGGUAUGCCAAGGAGAAAGCUAUAGCUGAAAUAUUUGGGGAUUGGGAGAGUUCUUACGGCAGACUUCCGCACUUCAUGCAAGCACUCCUACGGUCAAACCCGGGAACAUGUGUCGUAUGGAAACACAAAGCUUUGGUGGACGGUGUGUAUUACAGCAACAUGGAAGUGUUUGAACGAGUGUUUUGGGCCUUCGGUCCUUGUAUCGAUGGCUUUAAACAUUGUAUGCAUGUUAUCUAUAUCGAUGGGACGCACAUGUACGAGAAGUAUAAAGGAACACUGUUGGUAGCUACAAGUGUUGAUGUAAGCUUCCAAGUAUUUCCUCUAGCAUUUGCGGUGGUUGAAGGGGAAAACACUUCCAGUUGGUCUUGGUUCCUGGUUGUAUUCGGGAUCGUGUCAUGCAAUGAAUGUCCUAAUGUUGGAUUCAUCCAGCCGCGAGCCUAUCACAGAUUUUGUGUCCGCCACAUAGCUUCUAACUUGAAGACUCACGUGCGAAGUAACGACAUGAGAGAUAUGUUCAAGGCUGCGGCGUACCAAAGGCAGGAAAGAAAACUUCAAGCUGAUCUGUGUUUCAUUGGUGAGGCAUGUACCAAGGCCAUGGAGUAA
Chenopodium quinoa (quinoa) is the source of this 1017-nucleotide messenger RNA. RefSeq lists its product as uncharacterized. The record is from RefSeq and is a predicted model, not a curated record. NCBI's taxonomy places the organism in Eukaryota, Viridiplantae, Streptophyta, Magnoliopsida, Caryophyllales, Amaranthaceae. Bases 1 to 1017 code for a protein of 338 amino acids. The transcript is spliced from 2 exons.